Messenger RNA from Drepanopeziza brunnea f. sp. 'multigermtubi' MB_m1, 225 nucleotides. The record is from RefSeq and is a predicted model, not a curated record. Lineage: Eukaryota; Fungi; Ascomycota; Leotiomycetes; Helotiales; Drepanopezizaceae.
AUGCGGUCUUUACAGAAUCACUGCGGUUUUGUCAUUGCUCUUAUCUCGGCAGAGGUCAGCCCCGUACGCGAUGGUGGAAGGCAGAUCUGGAAUGAGCCCAUUGUGAUUUACCAACCUGGCAGUCCUCCCCCUUCGAAAGCUGCAUGCCUGCUAGCUACGCCAAAGGUUUCCCAGGCCUCGAACAUAGUGGAUCUGGAUCAUGAGUCAACACCUUCAACAAGGUGA